AUGGAGCUCAAGGUCGCCAGCGAGGCUUCGGCGAAGGGUCUGGUGCACCGCUACGUGACCAUGAUCAGGCAGAACGAGCGCGGGAAGAAGCCGUAUGCCCAGAAGGGUACCGGCAACGCGCGGCGCGGAUCCCGCGUGUCUCCGCUCAUGCCCGGCGGUGGCAUCGUUUUCGGGCCGAAGCCGAGGGACUGGACGGUCAGCAUGAACAAGCGGGAAAAGCAGGUGGCCAUGGCGACAGCCAUCCAGUCGGCGGCCGAGGACUCGAUGGUGGUGGUCGACGGCUUCGCGGCGUGGGAGAGCAUGAAGACGAAGGAACUCGUGCAGAGUCUGGCCAAGGUUGGAGCCGACCCCAUGGCCGAGGCUGUGUACCUGAUCGUGGCGGACUACAACGAGGCGCUUUUCAAGGCUGCGAACAACGUGCAGUACCUGCAAGUUGCGACUGUGGACAACCUGAACGUCUACGACGUCCUGCGGGCCACGAAGCUUGUCGUCGACACCAAAGCACGGGAGAUGCUGCACGAGAAGUAUGCGUGA
Messenger RNA from Pedinophyceae sp. YPF-701, 534 nucleotides. The record is from the annotation of a GenBank genome assembly. Lineage: Eukaryota; Viridiplantae; Chlorophyta; Pedinophyceae.